AUGAAAGUUACUCAAUUAAUACUAUCAAUUAUAGUAUGCAUUUUAUUAUUAAAUGUUGGAUUGGGAGAAUCAAAGAAAUAUUUCAAGAUGGGUGGUAAUGAAUUAAAGGAUUUCAAGCCUGUCAAGGAAGCACCCAAUCAAGGCAAAUGGGAACCUAGAACCAAGGAAGACAUUAUCAAAAAGGUACCACAAUGGAACGAACGUCUUGCUAGACUCCGUCAACAAGUCGGUCCAGCCAACCAAUCCAGUUUCUUGGUCACUGAUCUUCCAGGUCUAGACCCAUCAACCGAUAUUGUUCAUUAUGCCGGUCUCAUCAACAUCAAUGAAACUUCAAAUGGAAAUAUCUUCUUUUGGUUCAUUCAAGCUAAUGUUUCAAACCCUGAAACUGCUCCAGUUGCUAUUUGGAUUAAUGGUGGACCUGGUUGUUCAAGUAUGGAUGGUUUAUUCCUUGAGAAUGGUCCAUUCCGUCUUUCACCAAAUGAUACUGAAUCUGCCAACUUCACCGUUUCCAUUAACCCAAGUUCAUGGCAUAAUGUUGCCAAUAUCCUAUACAUUGAUGAACCUGUUGGAACUGGUUUAUCAUAUGUUGAUGAUGACAGUGGUUUAGCAGCAUCCGAUGAAGAAUUGGAAACUGAUUUCUACACUUUCCUUCAAUCAUGGUACAAUGUUUUUGAUAACUUUACUGGCAAUGAUCUUUACAUUUCUGGUGAAUCAUAUGCUGGACAUUAUAUUCCACAUUAUUCAAAUUUCAUUCUUACAAUGAAUGAUCAAAUCCAAAACAACUCAUUGAAUGGCACCAUCAUUAAUUUGAAGGGUGUUGCAAUUGGAAAUGGUUGGACUCAUCCAGUUGUUCAAUACGAAUCAUACUCGACUGUUGCCUAUGCCGCCGGUAUCAUCAACAACAAGCAAGUCAACUAUUACAACUCUUUAAUCUCUUCGUGUCAAGACCAAAUCAACAACAACGUAUUGGACUCGCCAGAAUGUGACAAUGUCAUGGGUCAAUUGUCCAAUGACUCUGGUGCCCCAGGUACCACCUUUGUCAAUGUCUAUGAUAUUAGAUUGUACGAUCCAACUGGUGGAUCUGCAUGGCCACUCCCAGGUGUCGACUAUGAAGCCGACUAUUUGAACAAUCCAAUCGUUCGUGAAGCCAUCCACGCCAGUUUAGUCCCACACCCAUGGGCCGAGUGUAACGACACUGUCAACUCUGUUGUUUUCGGUCAAGAUGCUUCUAGUUUAUACCUUUUCCCAGAUUUACUCGCACGUAUUCGUGUCUUGUUAUACAAUGGACAAUUUGAUUUAAUUUGUAAUCAUGUUGGAACAACUGAAUAUUUGGAUGUUCUUGAAUGGUCAGGUGCUGCUGAAUGGAAGGCUGCCAACUCUAGUGUUUGGACUGCUCCAAAGGACGGUUUCACCCAAACUGCAGGUUAUACCCGUUCCUCACAAAACUUGACUUAUUUGUUGGUACUUGGUGGUUCACAUAUGGUACCAAUGGAUCAACCAGAAUUUACAUUUGAUAUGAUUCGUCGUUUCAUUUCCAACGAAACCUAUGCCGACGCUCCUCAAUCUGUUGGUACUGAAGAUAACUCAUCAUCCAAGUCAUUGACUGAAAAGAUGUGGAUUGGAAUUAUCAUUGGUUGUUUCAUUGGUGGUGUCUUUAUCGGUGCUCUUUUCAUUAGAGAUCAAUUACCAUUCUCUCAACCAAUUGAAUACUCAACAACAGCAACAACAACAUCACAUAAUAAUCAAUCCUCCCUCCUCCUCCUCCUCUACCAACAACAUCAACAACAACAAUAA
Cavenderia fasciculata is the source of this 1794-nucleotide messenger RNA. RefSeq names its product peptidase S10 family protein. The record is from RefSeq and is a predicted model, not a curated record. Gene Ontology annotation, molecular function: serine-type carboxypeptidase activity. NCBI's taxonomy places the organism in Eukaryota, Evosea, Eumycetozoa, Acytosteliales, Cavenderiaceae. Gene Ontology annotation, biological process: proteolysis. The transcript has 8 exons. Bases 1 to 1794 code for a protein of 597 amino acids.